AUGAAAGAAGCAACAAAACUGCUGAGGAACCCGAAGUUCGCUUCACAUUGCGACUGCAAGAUCCCAAUAAUAAUCUCUGUGGUGCUGCUGUUAUUUACACUGGAGGUCACCGCAAGGACUGAUUGCGGCUUCAAUUACACCGAAGCACUGUACAAAGGUAUCCUAUUCUUCGAGGGGCAACGAUCUGGAAAGCUCCCUGAAGACCAACGCAUGACAUGGCGGGGAGACUCUGCUCUUACGGAUGGCUCCGAAUCCAAUGUGGACCUCACGGGAGGCUACUACGACGCUGGCGACAAUGUGAAGUACCAGUUUCCGAUGGCAUUCUCAAUUACCAUGCUUUCUUGGAGCGUGAUCCAGUAUAAAGACGCUUUUAGAAACGCAGGACAGCUCAAGUAUGCGCAGCAAUCUGUCAAAUGGGGCACGGAUUACUUUCUCAAGUGUGUCACCGGUCCUACCCAGCUAUGGGUUCAGGCUGGGGAUCCAAAUUCGGACCACAAUUGCUGGGAAAGGCCAGAGGACAUGGACACUCCACGCACCGUUCACCAAAUCAACGCAUCGUCUCCGGGAACAGAAGUUGCCGCAGAAACUGCUGCGGCUCUGGCAGCAGCCUCUAUUGUGUUCAAAGACGAUGAUGCAGUCUACUCUGAGAAGCUUCUUGACACGGCCAUGACGGUUUUCGACUUCGCAAAUUCCUACCGCGGCGCCUACUCGGAUGCUUGCCCUUUCUACUGCUCCACAUCAGGUUACGACGAUGAGCUAUUGUGGGCAGCGGCAUGGCUAUACAAGGCAUCGAGCCUGCCAACUUUUCUACAAUAUGUGGUGGAUAACAGCAGCUUGAGCUACGUCAUAUCAGAGUUCAGCUGGGACAACAAACAUGCCGGACUACAAAUUCUUCUCUCAAGUUUGUAUUUUUCUGGUGAGACAUCUCUUCAAAGCUAUCCUGCCAAGGCUGAUGCAUUUUUAUGCUCCACUCUCCCUCAAAGCUCACAAAAGACUGUAACUUACACACCAGGCGGCCUGCUUUACAUUCGCGAAGGCGCAAACAUGCAAUACGUUGCAGGAUCUUCGUUCUUGGCCGCAGUAUAUGGGGACGCACUUGCCGCAGCCAAUCGGGCGCUAGUCUGUGGAAGCUCAAGUUCGUUCACAUCCAGCAAUUUAUUGGCAUUCGCCAAAUCUCAGCUCGAUUACGUAUUAGGAAAUAAUCCCCUUGAGCGAUCAUACAUGGCGGGGUUUGGGAGGAAUCCACCGGUCCAGUUUCAUCACCGAGGCGCCUCCAUAGCGUCCAUCCGUGUGAGCCCUGAGCAUGUUGGUUGCGGACAAGGCUACGUCGACUGGUUCCACAGCAAUAACCCAAACCCUAAUGUCUUGACGGGCGCCAUCGUCGGAGGGCCCAACAGUGCCGACAAUUUCACUGAUUUUAGGAAUGUCUCUUCGCAGACAGAGCCAACUACAUACAUAAAUGCAGCAUUCGUUGGCGUCAUUGCGAAAUUUGUCAUGAAUUUGAAGCCUGGGGAACACAGCCUGACCUUAUUCUAGGCUUCCCCACUUUUCAGACAUAAAUGCAUUUGUUGUUUAGACCACAGAAUUAUCUUGUAGUUUCGUGUAGUGCUGGUAGCUCCUUAAAAACAAGCUUAUUGUCGUUGUGAUCACAUAAUCAUGAUGCAGCAAUGGAAUGCUGACAAAUGAUCAAUCAACCCAUUCUUUCGAGGUUGCGCUGAUACGGUAAUUCUAUCGGAGGUCGUGAUAAUGUGUGCUAUGUAAUAAAAAAUAAAAAAAUAGAGUAAUGAUAACGCCGUAAUAUGGUGGGACAUUCAUAUUGAGAGGUGAAUUUGAGAA
Physcomitrium patens is the source of this 1836-nucleotide messenger RNA. RefSeq names its product endoglucanase 18. Gene Ontology annotation, biological process: carbohydrate metabolic process. Gene Ontology annotation, molecular function: hydrolase activity, hydrolyzing O-glycosyl compounds. NCBI's taxonomy places the organism in Eukaryota, Viridiplantae, Streptophyta, Bryopsida, Funariales, Funariaceae. The record is from RefSeq and is a predicted model, not a curated record.